Daphnia pulex (common water flea) is the source of this 7706-nucleotide messenger RNA. RefSeq names its product glycogen synthase kinase-3 beta-like. The record is from RefSeq and is a predicted model, not a curated record. The transcript has 7 exons. The coding region runs from base 583 to 1902 and encodes 439 amino acids. Gene Ontology annotation, biological process: signal transduction; protein phosphorylation; negative regulation of canonical Wnt signaling pathway. Lineage: Eukaryota; Metazoa; Arthropoda; Branchiopoda; Diplostraca; Daphniidae. Gene Ontology annotation, cellular component: cytoplasm; nucleus; axon. Gene Ontology annotation, molecular function: ATP binding; protein serine/threonine kinase activity.
UUAAGUCGAACGGCCCGCCACCUGGUAGCAAAAGUCGUAAGUUCCGCCAUAUUGCAAAAGUUGGAAAAUCUUAAAUGGCGUCGUUCUCCGAUGUCCUCAGCCCGAGCUAGUUUUACUAGCCAUUGCCAACCAUUUUUUCCCGCUGCCCGCAAAAAAACUGUUGUGAACUUCAUACAGCGGACUGCGUAGAGUGACUUCUAAUCUCCUUCUAUUGGUUAGGCAGUUGUUGAAAAUUUUGAUUCUUUUUUCUCGCUCACCUCCCUAUCGAAAGAACGUACAGGCCCAAAUGGCGUUAGCCAUCAGAAUCACUGACGGGAUUACAGUGUGAAAAACUAGUCACAAGAACGUUUUUCCACUUACACCCGUCCUUUUUCUACCCUCCCAUCAACAAGAGUCUACACUCAUCUCUUAUAUAUUGAAACAAUAUACAAAAUUCUUAAAAGAGAUUUCUGAAUCUUGAGGUUGUGUCGAGUGUCAAGUGUCUUCGACUGUGUCAGGUGUGUCUUCUGUGUGCACUGUGUGCAGACUGUAGUUUACAGCUAUGUUCUUGGCGUGAGUCAAAUUAUCAUUACAAUUUUAAAAAUGAGCGGACGGCCGCGCACCACCUCAUUUGCUGACAAGACAUCUUUAAAUCCUUCAUUUGGUAAAGAUGGGAGCAAGGUCACCACAGUGGUGGCAACCCCUGGACAGGGACCUGAUAGAGCUCAAGAAGUGGCUUACACAGAUGCUAAAGUAAUAGGAAAUGGCAGUUUUGGUGUUGUCUACCAAGCCAAACUAUGUGAGACCGGUGAACUUGUGGCCAUCAAAAAAGUUCUUCAAGAUAAGCGGUUCAAAAAUCGCGAGCUGCAGAUUAUGCGGCGCCUGGAACACUGCAACAUCGUCAAGUUGAAAUACUUUUUCUAUUCCAGCGGAGAAAAGAAAGAUGAGGUGUUUCUCAAUUUGGUUUUGGAGUUUAUACCCGAGACCGUUUACAAAGUAGCACGUCACUAUAGCAAAUCCAAACAGACUAUUCCUAUAAGUUUUAUCAAACUAUACAUGUAUCAACUCUUUCGGAGUCUGGCUUACAUUCAUUCGUUGGGAAUCUGUCACCGGGACAUCAAGCCACAGAAUCUGUUGCUCGAUCCCGAGUCUGGUGUACUGAAGCUCUGCGAUUUCGGAAGUGCUAAGCAUUUGGUCCAGGGUGAGCCCAAUGUCUCUUACAUUUGCUCACGUUAUUAUCGGGCACCCGAACUCAUUUUCGGAGCCACCGACUACACCACGAAUAUAGAUGUUUGGAGCGCUGGGUGCGUUUUGGCUGAGUUGCUUUUGGGCCAGCCAAUCUUCCCGGGCGACUCUGGGGUCGACCAGUUGGUGGAGAUUAUCAAAGUCUUGGGCACACCCACCCGAGAACAGAUCCGUGAAAUGAAUCCAAACUACACCGAGUUCAAGUUUCCUCAGAUCAAAGCACACCCAUGGCAGAAGGUCUUCCGUGCUCGGACGCCAUUGGAAGCGAUCGAUUUAGUCUCGCGUCUCUUGGAAUACACCCCCUCGGCGCGCAUCUCGCCUUUAGAGGCGUGCGCUCACACCUUUUUCGAAGAACUUAGGGACCCUCAUACGAGGUUACCCAACGGGCGAGAAUUGCCCGUCCUCUUCAACUUUACUGAACAUGAACUGAAGAUUCAACCGGCCCUGAACGCCGUGCUAAUUCCGCCCCACAUGCGAGGCGCUAGCGGCCUGAUGGGCGUCAUGAACGCCACAUCUCCCUCUCAAGAUUCUUCAGCCACUGGGUCUCCUAAUUCGGCUGGUGGAGCGGAAGGAUCUUCUGCAGCAGGAGCUUCGGGGGCCGCAGGGGGUCACAUUCAUUCACCUCCUGAUGUCUGCUCUUCGACCGGUGAGACUCUUGGAGCCGUCGGAACUGCAUAGAAGAAUCGAAUCGAAUCCACGAAAAAGAAAAAGAAGAAGAAAAAAACUAAAAGACAAGACUUUAACCACCACCCAAUCGUCUCCUCCUAUAUGCAUGGCAGAAACAGGAGCUGAACCAAGGAAGAAAGGGGAUAACUUUUUUUUUUCUUUUUUUGAAUUAAAUGGAAGUUUUUAAAAGCUAGAAGUCUUAAUUAUCGAUUGCAACCGCUGCCAUGGAAACAUUCAUUAAGCGUUAAACGAAAAAAACGAAACAAGAGGAAAAAAGGGUGGGUGACGGGAAGAAAAAGAAAAACUCUCCCCCCAUUAAGGAAUGAAGGACUAGACUCUUUUUUGAAACCUCCCAACAGCAACAGCUAAAGAAUUGUAAUUUGUAACAAGAAGCAAAACUUAGAUUUUCAGGACAUAGUCUUUUGUGAGCGCGGGAAAUAUAUUCCUUUUCGGAUUCAUCGCCGGAGCUACGUCCCAGAUAACACGGUCCGGUUACCUUGGUUCAGGUUCUGGAUCGCGGACGUCCCUCCCAUGGUUUAUUUCCCACAUCAUUUGUUUGUUUUUUUUUUUUCCUUCUCGACUCCCCUUAUACCAAAUCGACGGAUUAGCAGAGGAUGUGUAGUUUAUUGCGAGUCCCUCUGCAAGCAAAAAUGGAAGCAAAAAACAAAAAAAAAAGACAAAAAAGAAAAUUUCACGUGUUGUAGAUCGUGUCGUCCUUAUCCCCCCCCCCCUCUCUCUCUCCCUUCCCAACGACACUCCAUCCUCUUUCCCUCCGUUUGUUGUACUGUACAGGAAGAAAACAAAAUCACCUGCUCGAAAGCCACCAGGUGGACUGAUGCGCGGAAAAUUUCUCCGCUUCACCUCGUCCUCCCUCAAGAAAAUCUCUCAUCACCCCCAUUUUAGGAGGAGGGCGGUUUCAUAACAACCCUCUCACAACACACACAACAAGCUGCUGUUGCCAAUUAAUUUGACAAAAUAUCCCUUUUCGUUCACACUAGCCCCGAUUCUUCCUCUUUAUUCAUUUCGUCGACAGCGUGCUCAUACCGUGUGUGCACUACGAUGCUGCUCCUUUACAUCCCUCCUAUCAUGGCUCUUAAAAAAAAACGUAUAUUUCUUCUUUCGAAACGUUCAAAACUCGGAACUUUAUAGACACCUUUUUUUCUCUCUCUCUCUCUAUCCCGCUGCUGCCCUCCCUCUCUCUCCUCGUCUGGCGUAACUGAGUGAAGCUGUGCUAUAUGUCUCACGUGUAUGUCCCUAUCCCUGAUUCCCGUUUAUUCUCUUUCAUUCUGGCUAUCUCUCUUUUCCCUUUCUUUCUCUUUCUCUCUCUGAUAGGUUUCGUUUCUUAUUCAUUCACAUCCCUCCCCCACAGCGUCAUGCCGAGUUAAAUUUUUUUUUUUUUUAUGAUUUUAAAAUGCAAUUUCAGUUCUGAGUAGGUCAAUAUUAUUACAUACAAAAGAAAAACAAAAAAUAAAACAAUUGUUUCAGUAUCAGUUGUAUAGCCACUACCUACUUGUGCGUGUGCUGCUGGGGAAAAAAAGACAAAAGAGGUGGGAGGAAAAAAUGUUAAAAAAUUUAAAUUUAAAAGGAAAAAAAAAAAAAAGAGUUUAGGGUCAGGCUUUUCUUCAUUCUACCCUUUCUUGUGUUGAAUUGAUCGACGACGACAAAGUUAUAAUAUGAUGAUGAUUGCACACCCUCUUAUUACCCUAUUACCCUAUAUCCUCUUUCUACCGUAUAAGGAAAAUCCCGUUGACUCUUUUUCUCUCAUGUCCUCGCCCUUGUUGACGUUUCCAUGUUCUCGAAAUGGAGAAAUUUUUGCAAAACCUCCCUCUCCCCAUUCUGCCCCUUUUCCCGAAUAUCCCAACCCGUUCUUUCCGCGCUAUAGAAAAGUGGCGAUUAAAGGAAUGCGAGAGACGUGUCUACAACAACAGUUAAUUAAUUGCAUUGGUGUUUAUGUCGCAUGGCUGUAUGAUGAAUACAAAAGCUUAUAAAUACACUCGCGUGUACUGCCCGAAAACAAAAUGUGAGGCUACUAUUUGAGGUCAUGGGCUCCAUCAAUCAAGUGUUUCAUAAUUAUGUAUGCAGAUGGUGACUUUUAGCCAAGGACAGCGUAAUGAAUAAUGAGGUAACUUUUGGCAAUGGAUAUUUCUUUGGAUUUCAUAAUUUUUUCUUUUCUCAAUCGUUGGAGUUAAUCUAGGAACAAACAACAAACCAAAUGGAAAUUGCACGGCGUGCGUCAGCCUUCAAAUGGCGAGCUAAUAUUUGGCACGUAUUACGGACAUUUGAUCGGACCUUGAUUAAGAUGAAAACAUUGUUCAAUCUGAUAACGUCUUCAAAAUUCAUAGCAGCGCUUCAACGCAGUCGAGACGAAUGGCCACAAGUAUUCAGGGACGAGAAUCACUGAGACGCAUUACGCACCGCAAUGCGUCGAUCGUGACGUGAAUCAAGUCGACGCUCACGCGCAGAAUGCGCAUACAAGACUGGCUCUAUUUUUGUCGUUCGGACACUUGAAAACUAAAUCCACUACCUCAUUACCGGAAUGACUUACCUAAAUUUAGAUGGUGAACGUGAGGGAAGUCACGGUCCCGGACCGCGGGACGAAACCAAAUCUGCAAGUAAAAACAAGUUCACCUGAAAGCUUUCCAGUUGCCACUUUGAAUUAGCCUGACAUUUAUUAUUCCGUCAUUUAUAUAGACUGCGACAUUAUAAGAAGACAAUACGCCAUCUUUGCAAUCAAGGAAAGGAAAUUGUAUUGGACAUUAUCUAAUUGAAAAAUUAUGGUUGUAAAUUUGAAUCGGGUUUAACUUUCAUUUCAGGAGCGCAGGAUCGAGGAUUACGGCUGGAUGGGCAGACCUUGGAAUUAAGAAGAAAACAGAAUGGCGUUAUUAACUGGACCUUCGUGAUAAUGUGAGUAUAAAUUUUUCAAAUUAAGAAACGUGUCGAUGAACGCUAUGCGCAUGUCGCAUUGCGUCAAUCGUGAUGGGAGCAUUCACACGCAUGAGAGAGACUGGCUUUAUUUGAUUCAUCCAGUCAUUUGCAGCAAAAAGUUCAUCGUUACCGCAUGACUUACCUAAAUCUAGCUGGUCGGAGAACGUGAUCGUCGUCACGGGCUCGAACAGAGACCAUACCAGAAUCUGCAAGUAAAAACGGGUUUAGCUGAGAUCUUUCCAGUUAGCUGCUUCUUGCCAAUCCCGCCGGGUAAAGUAAAAGAAUGCAAGAAAAAAAAGAAUCACGUACGGUGUUGUCUCCACGAUUGAGCAACGGCGCGGGAAUGUAAAGAGUUUUCGUUGGACCGAUACCCGAAUAACGACCGAUGUUGAAUCCAUUGACAAAAACGACCCCUCGAUUACCAUCGCCCCAUCCGACCGUCGUGAUGAAUGUGUCGGUAGGAUCGCCGGAAAUGCUCAGAGUAGCUUUAGUUAGUGUGGGGCUGUUGGCAGUUGAUGGCGGAGCUGGAGAGUUGUUCCAGUUUGUCAAACUUUGAAUGCCAAUUUCGUUUAAUUAUUAUUGAAUGAAACUUAACGCGAAUAACUUCCGUUUUCUUUUACCUUCGAACCCAAGCCGAUGUAAAUUCUAGUGGGAAUAUAGUCCAUCCGACGACUUCUUCGUUGUCCAAUAAAACAGGUCCCUCCGGUAAUCCGCGUUUCUGAUAGAAAUAACUCGGUGGUCCAAAGUUAUUCCUAAAAAAUUAUUUUAAAUUUAACUCUUUUAAAAUACUUUAUAUGGAUUUGUUGUGUACCUUGCCAUAUUUUCGACAAGCAAAUCUACCACGUAGGUCGCAUCACCUUUUUCAGCAUUAAAAUCAAAUGUUCGAUUCCUGAUAGAAUAUUUGUACGCACUUCAGAAUAAUCAGAGUUUUUGUUUUACUUAAGUUAAUUUACGGUUGGGGCCAAAAGCCGAAAUCAUUCAAUUGUGCGUCGUUUUUCCAAUCAGAAGUUAAACGUUGUUGAUCCAACAUUAAAACAGCCAAAUCUCUAACGUGUCCGAUGGUCUGAAUGGUGUGACUGCCACCUGUCAAAGUAGCUGAAUUUCGAUACAAAAUGUAUCCGUAGCUCUGACCGUUAUCGUUAUUGAUUGGAAGAUCUUCCAUGGCCAACAAGUUAUCCGACUGAAUCACCAAGUUGCUUGGCUGGAUGUCAUGUAGUUUGCAAUUAAAAUUAGAUUUUCAAUAAAAUUUUGACAUUUUUUAUUGUUACCAGUUGAAGAAGAAGAUCUUCUAGCGUCAGGUGCUCCGUCGUUUGGAUUUCAGGAUAAGCUGUUUUGACACUUUCGAUUGGCAAAGCUGGCAUAUAGAUGUUAGGAACUCUGUUGAACUGAGCAAUAAGAUCUUUGGCAGCAUAAUAUUUGUCAGUGUAAUCGCCUGCUUCGGUCAGUGGUGCAUCAUAAUCUGUAAAAAUAAAGUUAAAAAUCGUUUUGACUGAAGAACUUUUUAAUUUUUAGAAUUCGCACCGUAACUACUGAUAUCCGCUGCGUAAAAUGGAAAUACCGGAAGCUGAUUGGCGCCGUUCAUAAACCCGAAACUGGUUCCGCCGAUAAACAUGUAGAAAUUAACUGAACUAUUUCUGGUGAAGAUGCGUUCCAGAGUGUAGGAAAAUUCUGAUAGGACAGAUGUACAUUAGAAUUCUGGAUUUGUUAUAACGUUAUUUUGUUUACCUUCUAAAGAGGACCCUCCAUGAUAGCCUUGUCCCCAGUGAUCGAACUAUCAGAAGAAAAGAAAAGGUAACUUGACUUUCCUAAUCUGCAACUUUAACACAUUUACCCAUCCGCUCCAGAAUUCGGCAACCAUGUAGGGUUUAUCGGGUUGCAAAAUGUCGAGUGCGUCAAAUUCAGGAUCAGCAUUAUUUUGGAAGUUAGCUGUUUGAAGUUCUCCGGGAACGGCACCUAAAUCUGCGUUCUUAGUGGGUGUGUCAGAAGUGAAAAACAUUUCGGUAGCUCCUAGCGCAAUCAUUUUAUCUCUUAAAUGGAUAAGAUACUCCGUGUCACGCGGCUCGUCACGCACACCAAAAGCUCCGUAUUCGUUCUCUACCUGAUGCGAUAACAAUAUUAUUAACAGCCUGAAUUGAUCUUGACAUAAUUGGUGAUUUUAACAUUCGAUUUAAAAAAAUAAUAAAUAAAUGACAGGUAGUCAUACUUGAAAGGCGAUAAUAGGCCCAUCUCCUUUUUGGAAUUGCAAAUUGACCACUCUCGAAAAAACUUGUGUCAAGUAGUCAUCUGCUACUUGGAGGAAUCCGGGGUAGGAGGUGCGGACUUUCAUUUCGGGAUCGCGCAACAGCCAACUGGAAAGCGUCCAGAGACGAUUGCCAAUCGAUUCAAUUCACAUUAUUUGAAAUUUAUUGAUAAUUACCUUGGCAACCCACCGAAAUCCCAUUCACUACAAAUGUACGGGCCUGGUCGCAAGAUGACGAAUAGAUCUUCCUCCUGAGCCAUUUCAACGAAAGCAGUCACAUUUAGAAAGGCAGAAAAAUCGUUUUGCCCUUCACUAAAAUCAUAAUCUCCUCGACGAGGUUCGUGCAGAUUCCAAGGCAUGUAUCUUUAUGUAGUUUUUGAUUAGUAUCAGAUGUUUUUAGACCAAGAACUUUGUGUUACGUUUCGACUGUGUUGGCUCCAACGGCUCGAAGUUUUCUCAGGCGAUCGCGCCAUUGCGUCGGAUGGAUGCGAAAAUAAUGAACUGCUCCGCUGAUGAUGUGAAAUGGUUUUCCAUUCAAUAAAAAUCCAUCUUUACUGGCUGGAAUGAGUCCUGAUGUUCGGCCGCCUGCCGUGUAGUAAUCGUACCACGUAACAUCGUUCUGGGCCAGUGCCAGUAACGGUAGAAGGCAUAC